GAAAAAAGUCAGUGGCUUAUUCCAGGCAUUUUUCACAUUUUCAACGUUAUAAGCGUGUUCAUUCUAACGUGUCUUUACAUCCUUAAAGAGAUGGAAUCGCCUUUUUGGGAAAUUGUCUUCACCAAUGACUUGAACCGCAUCAAGAACUUCUUAAGAACCAAAGUAAAGUCAAUAUAUGAAGAAAUACGCCGACCAGAUAGAUCUUCUCAUGGAAGGGAACCACCUCGGUUAAGGCUGCCCGGCCCACCGCUCCGAGCAGCAGCAGCAAAAAAAUCUGCCAGAAAGUUGAUGAUGACCUGGACGGAAAGAACAGAAGCUUUGUUUGAAGCAGCGAAAUGGGGCAUGUACACUGACGAAGGCGGAGUCGACGAGAUCCUGGCCACCUUCGGCCUCCCAGCCACCGUGAAGGACUUCCACGGCUGGUCCGUCCUGCAUUACGCCACCAGCAUGAGGUUCGCUGACGACAGCCCCGUGUGGGAGCUGAGAGACAUAUGGAAAUAUGUGGAGCAGCACAAGCCCUUCCCGAACGCAGUCGAACACUGGGGCCAAACCGUCCUUCACGUCCUCGCCCAACAUCCCCGAGGAAGUUUAGAGGCGGUUCUAGGCAGGGAGAGGCGAAUGCACAGCGUUGCAGGGGCAUGGUUAGCCAUGGGUCGCCUCCUGAUCAAGUACGGCUGUGACCCCAGGAUUCGGGACGGGCGAGGGAGGCGCGCCGGGGACAGAGCUUGGGAAUUUAACAACGUCGAGCUUGCGCAGUUGCUGGAGCAGGUGAUAUGCAAAUAAACGAGAAUGAGCA
Molecule: messenger RNA, 796 nt
Organism: Penaeus vannamei (Pacific white shrimp)
Lineage: Eukaryota; Metazoa; Arthropoda; Malacostraca; Decapoda; Penaeidae
Source: RefSeq, a predicted model, not a curated record